Messenger RNA from Pomacea canaliculata, 3245 nucleotides. RefSeq lists its product as uncharacterized. Gene Ontology annotation, molecular function: ATP hydrolysis activity; ATP binding. The transcript is spliced from 11 exons. Bases 184 to 2784 code for a protein of 866 amino acids. The record is from RefSeq and is a predicted model, not a curated record. Lineage: Eukaryota; Metazoa; Mollusca; Gastropoda; Architaenioglossa; Ampullariidae.
GACCUGACAUGACCUGACCUGCAGGUAAGAGGAAGGUCUCCCCUUAUCUGUUUUAUUUUUAUCACUGUACACUGUAGCCCGACGCAGUUUGAAAUCAGUGAGAUUCGCUCUGUCCUGAUUGCCAGUGGUCACAACGCCAGUCUAGUGUAUUUGGAGGACAGGAGCUAGUCUUGUUUUUACACCAUGAAGCUCGGAAUCCUGCUUUUGUGUCUGCACAUAACUCUGGUAGUAGCACAAAGCACUGAAGAUGAAGGAUAUACAUUCUGCGAUAUUCCUCCCGCUAAACUUAUGGGAGCUACCUCACUGACCUGCACAUUUCCUGAGGACAUCAGUCUGUCCAAGAAAGACUUCUCUGUCGUGCAUGUAAACAGCACUGGAAAACCAAUUCUUGACUGCUUGUGGGUAAAAGGAAACUUGGAAUGUUUCGACACCAAUGGCUAUGUGUUCAACAAAAUGGUCAACAACACACUGACUAUUGAGAUACUCAAAACAUUUUCCAACAUGACUGGUUUAUAUUAUUGUAAAACUUCUACCAGCAGCAGCAAAGAUGUGAAAUACUGUGAGCUAGAAAUACUCAUGGAUUAUGCAUAUCCUACUCAAAAAAUUGUACAUAUCGUGAUUGGAAUUUCGGUGGGACUGAUGGGUAUAGGGGCGAUAAUAGCUUUAGUAAUUCUAUUCACACUGAGACGUAGAAGGCAACACAUUGACCACAAUUCAACAAUGGAAGCCAGGCCUAUGCUUGACAGAACAACAAAUCUUAAUCCAAACAGAAGGAGAGAAGAAGUAACAAGAAAGCUUCAAGAACAUUUGGCAAAUAAAACCAAAGAAAUGUACCAGAACAUAUUAGACACCUUCUAUUUUGUGCCUCCGGUCUACUUCAACAAAGUCAAAUACACAAAACAAUCUGUGGCCAAUCAAGAAGUUUACAACCCUGACCUCCCUGACAGCAAUGAAGUGAGACAUGACCUCGCCAUGCGGCACGUGCUUCACUGCUUACGUCACGUGGCAGAACGCGGACAGGAAAAAAUGUUUGUCUUAACACAAUUUGAGUACAAAGACUAUUUAAAUAAUGUCAGCAAUGACUAUAAGGACCACACCUUGCCUGUUGUCACUAGUCUGCAACAGGAGGACGAGAACAGUGCUUCUGUCGACUUUCUUAUCAUUCAUCGACGCCAUGGCGUCUUUGCUGGGGUGGUCAAAGUUCUCACAGACCAAGAAGAAAAUGGAGGAGAUGUAGGCACUAGCGAUGUGGUAGACGAAGUAUCCAAUGCCCUCUUGAAAUUCCAGAAGACAUGUGACGUUGUGUCCCAUCUAAUGUCAGAUCAGCACGAAGGUCUGAAGAUAAGACAACUCUUGGUCGUGUUCAACAUUAAACAGUCAACUUUUCAAAAGUCCCUCACCACUCAAACAGAAUUGCUUGAGAAACUAAAGAUGUGCUGGCCCAUAUGCCUCGGGCAGCUGUCGGACCAGAACCUCCAUCAGGGUGUUGGUCCUACAUCAUUAACUCAGUUUGAAAAACUCUGGGAGCGUGUAAAUACUCAGAAACAGGACAUUUACAGAAUGAACGACGAACUUUAUUUAACCAUCAUAGCGAGAUUUUGUGGACCUGCCACUAUUUCUAGUCUUUCGUGUGAGUCAACUCAGCCAAGUGAGUCAUUUUCCUACCAGUUACCUAAAACUCUGGACCAAGCAGUGUCCCUGACCGGUGAUAUGUUUGAGCGAUUCACCCUGUAUCCGGGUAUGACAGACCUGCUUGACAAACCUCGGAUCUGUCUGGCUGGACCACCUGGAACUGGAAAAUCCAAAAUGCUGUCUUUAGUUGCACAAAAAUGGAUAUCUGAGGGUCAUGAUGUCAGAAUAAUUUACUCCUCACCGGAUGAUAUUGUUGCAGUCAAUGAGUUCAGAAAGCGACUAAACAGCAUAAAUCCAUCACAAAUUCAAAUUGUCUGCCACGUGCAGGAGGGCAAGGUCAAGAAUACCAUUGAGAUUCUCAAGGAAAGUGCAGAGAAUCAUCCUGUCUUUGCUAUUUUAGAUGAAAUUGAUUUUCAAAAGUUGAGAGGGAAAAGCUUAGUGACUCUUCUUUCAAAACUUGGUAAUUCAAGGAACCUGCACGUGUGGAUGGCUGGCUGCACUACUGAGCACCUGGAUAUCAAAAAUCCCGAACUAAGCUUGCUUACAGUUGCACUCACUUGCCCCCCGUCAAUACUGAGACAAGCUCAGCAGGAAGAUGUUGCCUUUCUAAACCAAUACAGGGACAGUGAACACCCGGCUCCCACGGAAGGUCCACCAGUGAAGAACAUUUACCACGUCGGUGAUGGACACUCAUUAGAAGAGCAGCCCCAUGGGUGUAAGUGCUGUGCGAACUAUAUAUCAGACUUUUUGACACAAACACUUCGUACUGGUGCUGAUGAUCAAAACAACACCGCCGUCUCACAAGAAACAAACCUACAAACCUUGAAACAAGUUUCCCGUCUGAAAUACAGCGAUGUUUUGAUUCUGUUUGAAUGUGAUGUGAAUAAAGACACACCGAUGGUGAAAUCUCUCCAGACCUCAGGUAUCCAGAUGAAUAUAAUCAGCAAUACUGAGCAGAAUUAUACUAUUGAGGAUGACACCGACAUCACUUUCGUAGCAAAAGCUGGUCAACUUCUCGGACUUAAAAGAAAAGUCGUGGUGUAUGUAAAGGGUGGUGUGGACAUGGAUGAUGCCAGUGCCAGGUGGAACAGAGUUCGCGGCUUCACAAGCUGCACCUCACAGCUGGUCCUGGUCUCUACACCUCAGUCUUGAAGGUUUUGGCAUUCUUUAAACCCACAUCUGUCAGCUGCUAAACAGAAAACUGCACGAUGAUGUGAUAAAUAUUUUACAUACUAUUAAGUGAUCAUUAAAGGUAUUUAGUUUCUGUUUCUUUGCAGUAUAAGGAAUUUUUUUUACUUCGUACGGUAUAUACAGUGAUAUAAAUGAUCCAAAGUGACAUUAAUUUGUGGUUUAAUUUCAGCUUUAAAGUUUAUGUAAAAAAAACUGUUCAGUUUUUUAUAUGUACCCUUACUUUUUUUGUACCUAAAAUGGCUUAGAUCAGACAACUGCCAUUUUCUGUAUUUAAACUGGACAUCAUUUUUAACAUGACAACAAAGUCAUUUUAUACCGACAUAAAUGCAUUUAAAGUAAAAGUUAUUAAACACUUUGUGUUAAUUAAAAGGGGCAAAUAAAAUUGUAUCUGGCAGGAAAGUUGGCCUGUGUAUAAUUCCGUG